GUCCUCUAGCUGAGUUGCAGCUUCAGUACCAGUGAGGAGGAGCGCAGAGCUGAGCGCGAGCCGCUUCAUGGUGCUGCCUGACUCCGUUCUCUCCGCGCUUUUCGCCCAGACCGACCCAAACGGAUAUUUAUCCCGGAUUUCACCGCACGAGAAGGUCCAUCCAUGUCCCUCACCGUGGGCCGGGGUUCGCUUCUGCUCUUCCUGCUGCUGUCAGCCCUGCAGGCUGGCACUGAUGGCAGAGGCACCCCGCUGUGCAGGCCGGGAUUCGCUGAAGAUGUGUACGACGCUCCGCUGCCCGAGAAACUACCGGAGGGACAGCCGCUGCUCACCGUGAGGUUCCAUGACUGUGGACGAGGUGGAAGCGUGAGGUUUGAAUGUAGCCGACCGACGGAUUUCCGGAUUGAACAGGAUGGGGAGGUGCUGUCUCUCCAGAAGCUCCAGCUGCCCUCCUCCUCCUGGACCUCCUCUCCACUACUGGUUAUAGCGAGGGAUGUCUCCACUCAGGAGAAAUGGCAGACGGAGGUCCGGAUCCAACCCUCAGGAGGCGACAAGUCUCAGGAGACCGCCGACUCCAGAGCCGUUCCCGAGAUCGUUAUUCCCUCCAGGCAGCUGGACGGAGAGCUGAAGCGCAUGAAGAGGGACUGGGUUAUUCCUCCGAUUAACGUCCCGGAGAACUCCAGAGGCCCUUUUCCGCAGGAGCUGGUCAGGAUCCGUUCGGACCAUGAUAACAAGGUGAACCUGCGCUACAGUGUGACCGGACCUGGAGCUGACCAGCCACCCACCGGCAUCUUCUCCAUCGACCCCAUCUCAGGAGAACUGAGCGUGCUCAAGCCUCUGGAUCGAGAACACAUCGCCAGCUUCCAUCUCCGGGCGCACGCAGUGGACCUGAAUGGCAAUCAGGUGGAAAACCCCAUCGACAUCGUGAUCAACGUGAUUGACAUGAAUGACAACCGACCAGAGUUUGUGCAUCAGAUUUGGAACGGAACUGUGCCGGAGGGCUCCAGGCCAGGUACGUCAGUCAUGACCGUAACGUCUGAAGAUAAGGAUGACCCUCGCACUCAGAACGGUCAGCUGCGCUACAAGAUCCUCUCUCAGAACCCCGAGAGCCCCAGCUCCAACAUGUUCACCAUCAACAACCGCACCGGCAGCAUCAUCACGGUGGCCGCUGGACUGGACCGAGAGAAAGUUCCUCAGUACACCCUGAUCAUCCAGGCCACAGAUAUGGAGGGAAACCCGAUGUACGGCCUCUCCAACACAGCCACCGCCGUCAUCAGAGUGACCGACGUCAACGACAACCCUCCAGAGUUCACCGCCGAUACCUUCUAUGGUGAGGUACCGGAGAACCGAGUGAACGUCAUCGUGACCAACCUGACCGUAACGGACAAGGACCAGCCCAACACUCCGGCCUGGAACGCCGUGUACAAGAUCACCGGCGGCGACCCGACCGGACGCUUCUCCGUCCCCACCGAUCCCACCACUAAUGAGGGGCUGGUGACCGUGGUGAAGUCAAUCGACUUUGAGACCAGUCGAUCGUUCGUGUUGACGGUGGUCGCUGUGAACGAGGUUGCGCUGGAGCGAGGAAUCCACCUGCCCCGCCAGUCCACAGCUACCGUCUCCAUCCGGGUCAUUGACGUCAACGAGAGCCCGUACUUCGACCCCAACCCCAAACUCAUCAGACUGGACGAGGGGAUGCCGGCCGAGUCUGUGCUGACCACCUACACGGCCCAGGACCCCGACCGCUUCAUGCAGCAGAGCAUGAGAUACUCUAAACUCUCAGACCCGGCCGACUGGCUGAGGAUCGACCCAAACAACGGGCGCAUCACCACCAUCGCCGUUCUGGACCGAGAGUCCCCAUAUGUUCAGAAUAACAUGUACAACGCCACCUUCCUCGCCACUGAUAACGGUGUCCCGCCGGCCAGUGGAACAGGUACUCUGCAGAUCCUGCUGCGGGACAUUAAUGAUAACGCCCCGCUGGUGUUCCCCGAGGAGGUGGAGAUGUGUGAGAAACCAGAACCCAACGGCAUCAACAUCACCGCCCUGGACGAAGACCUGAACCCCAACGCCGGACCCUUCGCCUUCGAACUGCCCUACCGGCCCCUUGACGUCAGGAGGAACUGGACCCUCACGCGCCUGAACGGUGAUCACGCUCAGCUUAGUCUGAGGAUCGGUUUUCUGGAGAGGGGUAUCUACAAAAUCCCCAUCGUCAUCACAGAUUCAGGCAACCUACCCAUGUCCAACAUGUCCUACCUGAGGCUGAAGGUGUGCCACUGCGAUCAGAACGGAGACUGCACCGAGCAUGAGCGUGCUAUAGCGGCUGGACUGGGCACGGGUGCCAUCAUCGCCAUCCUGCUCUGCAUCAUCAUCCUCCUCAUCCUGGUGCUGUUGUUUGUAAUGUGGAUGAAGAGGAGGGAUAAGGAGCGUCAGGCCAAACAGCUUCUGAUCGACCCAGAGGACGACGUCCGGGACAACAUCCUCAAAUACGACGAGGAGGGAGGAGGAGAGGAAGACCAGGAUUAUGACCUGAGUCAGCUGCAGCAGCCGGACACUCUGGAGCCGGACUCGGUGAAGCCUGUGGGGAUCAGACGGCUGGACGAGAGACCGCUGCACCCAGAGCCGCAGUACCCAGUCAGAUCAGCCGCACCGCACCCUGGAGACAUCGGAGAUUUCAUUAAUGAGGGUCUGAAGGCAGCUGAUAACGACCCCACGGCUCCGCCGUACGACUCUCUGCUGGUGUUCGACUACGAGGGCAGCGGCUCCACGGCCGGCUCGCUCAGCUCCAUCAACUCGUCCAGCAGCGGCGGAGACCAGGACUACGAUUACCUCAACGACUGGGGGCCGCGCUUCCGCAAACUCGCCGACAUGUACGGAGGCACGGACGAGUGAGGCGGGCACCGGCGGCGUUGGCAGUGGCGGCGGCGGUGGAGGCCAGCGAGGAGCGAGAGAAGAGGGAAAGAAAACACACCUGGCUUUUUCCCCUCUGUUUGACAGACGAACAACAGCUUCUGGCAACCGAUUUUCCCCCUGAGAACUGAGACUGAACGACAACGGAGAUAGCAGAAAACAAAAAAAGUGUAUUAUAAUUACAAACCAGAAAAAGUUCAAGAAAAAUCUACAAAAAAAAAAAAAAACCCUAGGCUUAAUGUUGUAGUGUAGGCAUAUAUAUAUGCUUGUUGAAGGCUUUCGGCACUGGCGGUGGACUGGUUUUCCGAGGAGGAGACUGGGAGAGUUGGAGGGGAGAUUGGUGGACUGUCACUGUUUUUGGAUUGUAUCGGUAGGCUACGAUAAAGCGCUCAGUUACACUUGAAUUUUACAGUACAGAAGCACUGGGAUUUAAUGUGCCUUUUUGUACAUUUUUUGGAUCUGAAUGAUUAGUUUUAUGUUCAAGGCUUUAAUGGUACUGACAUUUGGAGUGAUUUCAAGACAUGAGGAAGUAUGUUAAUCUCUGAUACGCUUCAUCACGCUUUCUUUUUCCUGGUUACCAACUGCUGUUUGUUGAUAACGAUAAUUUAAUUGAAUUAUGAAGAGAUGAAGAAGAAAACCGAAGGCGCCUACCUUACGUAGGACGCGCCAGUUGACGGCGUCACUGUACAGUACAUUAGAAUUUUAGACCUUUUUCCACAAAAAAAAUGAGACAAAAAAUUACUUAUGCAGCUGGUUGCAGACAAAGGGAGGUCAUAAACGAUACUUUUAUAGAAGAAUAUGUUUUAGUUUUCUUUCUGAAGUGGUGUAACAUUUUACAAAACCGACAAAAAAAAAGAAAGAAAGAAAGAAAGGCAGCAGCCGUUUCCUUUUCGUUCUCAUUCAUGUACACUUCAUUUGCCUUAGUCACCAUCUGAUGCCCUCGGUUUUUACUCUACUGUAAAAAAAAAAAAGAAAGAAAAAACAAUGUGUGUACAUAAUAAUGUUUUAUUAUUUUUAUUUCUAUUUUCUUUCUCCUUUUUCUUUGGAUGUAGUCGACAAAGAAGUGCAAACGGUUUAGAGAACUUGUAAAUGUAUAAUUUGGGCUACAAAUUUUUUUUGCAUGUUUUUAUCUUUUCACGACGACGACGACGAAAAAAAAAAAUGCGAAACUCCUUUCCAAAAUUUCUUUACGUAAACUACAUAACACUAAAAUCAGCUGAUGUGAAACAUGAACAUGUAGAGGGUACAAGAUUUUUUUUUUGUAAAAAAAUUAAUAAAUAAAUAAACAAAAAAAAAAACAAAACCAAUGUUACUCCAUAAAACGACAAAAACAACAAAAAAAGAGAGAAAAAAGUGACAUUGUCAGCACAAAUGUUUGAAUUUGUACCAAAAAGGGCGAGGGGCGGGGUUUCAAAGGGGUGGGUACUCGUUCAUCUUUGACCAUCGUAGGCACUAAUGACCGUAUGACCGUCAGCUUUAAAGCAGGGAUAGGUUUCAGACAGGCGCUUUUGUGGAUAAUCUUAUGUACUGGAAUUCAAAUGAUUCAUCUCUGACCCCAACCAUCUGAAUAAAUAUGGUAAUUUUGGAGCUAAA
Messenger RNA from Astyanax mexicanus (Mexican tetra), 4494 nucleotides. RefSeq names its product cadherin-2. The record is from RefSeq and is a predicted model, not a curated record. Lineage: Eukaryota; Metazoa; Chordata; Actinopteri; Characiformes; Acestrorhamphidae. The transcript has 16 exons. Gene Ontology annotation, cellular component: catenin complex; postsynaptic density; apical part of cell. Gene Ontology annotation, biological process: multicellular organism development; blood vessel morphogenesis; homophilic cell-cell adhesion. The coding region runs from base 163 to 2883 and encodes 906 amino acids. Gene Ontology annotation, molecular function: cadherin binding; calcium ion binding.